Phacochoerus africanus (Common warthog) is the source of this 1141-nucleotide messenger RNA. It is a transcript of the gene NOTO, whose product is annotated as notochord homeobox. NCBI's taxonomy places the organism in Eukaryota, Metazoa, Chordata, Mammalia, Artiodactyla, Suidae. Gene Ontology annotation, biological process: central nervous system development; neuron differentiation. The record is from RefSeq and is a predicted model, not a curated record. The transcript has 3 exons. Gene Ontology annotation, molecular function: DNA binding. The coding region runs from base 108 to 899 and encodes 263 amino acids.
CUCGCUCUCUUAUUUAAAGCAGGUGUCCUCACUCUCCUUUCGCACUGCCCACACGGCCCAGAGGCCCCGGCUCCCCUUCCUGCGCCCGUCCGGGCAAGGGCUGCGCCAUGCCCAGCCUGGAGCCGCGAGGCUGCCGGCUGCUCGCUCCCCCAGCCACUGGGGUCCAGCCCCCGCGCUCAGACUGCUCUCCACCGCGCGCGAUCCCCGCGCUGCCGCGCAGCUCGGCAGGCCCAGGCGCACCCCGCGCGCCCGCACGCCUGGAGUCCUCCUUCUCCGUCGAGGCCAUCCUGGCCAGACCCGACCCCCGCGGGCCCGCCGCCUCCCCACUGUCAGUGCACUCUGGCGCUGCCGCGGGCCUCUGGACCGCUCCCCCGAGGCCUCCCGUCCGGAUCCUGCCCGGCGCGUGCCCGGGGACCGGGCCGUCCGCCUACCUGAGCGCGGGGCUCGACCUGCCGUGUCCCCCGCACCCUGGGCUGCGGCUGCGCGCGGCCCACUUCUGCGGCCUCCAGGGCCUCGGCGUCACAGGACUGGAGCUGGCUCACUGCCUAGGUCUCUGGGGUCCCCGAAACUGGACCCCAGUUCAGGACCUUCAGGACACUGAGAGAUCUCAAAAGCGGGUUCGGACCAUGUUUAACUUGGAGCAGCUGGAAGAGUUGGAAAAAGUGUUUGCAAAACAGCACAAUCUGGUGGGGAAGAAGAGAGCCCAGCUGGCAGCCCAGCUCAACCUUACAGAGAACCAGGUCAGGGUCUGGUUCCAAAACCGCAGGGUCAAGUAUCAGAAGCAGCAAAGGCUGAAGGUACCAACUGCAUCUGCCAUGGCUGCCUCCCCGGACGAGCCCUCCAGCAGCUCCGAUACCAGCGUCCAGAGAGAAGACACAGAGCCAGGAAUGGAUAGCUGAGGACGGGGACAGAGGCUCAGCCCAGGCUGUCUGGGCUGGUUCUUCCUGGGGGCACCCACUGGACCUCCCUGUUUCACUUCUUAAUGAAGAGCCUUGUCAAGUCAAAGGGCAUCUUGACUCAGGAGUCUGAACUGUAAAGCAGGGGCCCCUUUUCUGUAUCAACACCUGGGAGCAGUAACAAUGAAAAUGGUCAGGGGCACAGGCUUUGGCCUUCAGCUUAUGUCCUUGACCAAGUUAUCAAA